GGAGAUAAAGAUGCACCAGCAUGGCCUUUUCGUAUCGUGAUGGCAGGGGCUAGCAAUUCAGAUAAGACCAAUAUAAAUUUAAACUUACUAACAAUGCCCAAAUUUUAUUACAUGUUUAAGAAGAAAAAGCAUUCUAAGAUAGGGGAACGCAAUGUUAAAUUUGAUGAUGUAUUUCUUUUCGGACAUCAUUUAAAUGAGCCAAAAUAUAAAAUAGUUCAAGAUUUUUAUAAAUAUCUUGCCCAAGACAAAUCAAAGCCCUAUUAUGAAGAU
Dentiscutata erythropus is the source of this 270-nucleotide messenger RNA. The record is from the annotation of a GenBank genome assembly. Lineage: Eukaryota; Fungi; Glomeromycota; Glomeromycetes; Diversisporales; Gigasporaceae.